CAGUGUUCACUUUGGUGGCCGCCGGUUCGCAGCACAUCUUGCAUGACGAGCAGAUGGACAUCAUCAGGUGGGUGUUGGUGCCGCUCAAGGAGUACUCCAAUGAGCACCAGAUCAAGUUCGUGCACUUUGUCCUCAAGAAUGGCAGCAAGAAUGGCAAAGGAGCCGGCGAGGGUGAUCUGGGGCCGCCGCCCUACGAAAUACUCGACGUCAACGAAGUCAUCCAAGGACUACUCAACGAUACAGACUCUGAACUGUCAUCACUUUCACACCUAGAUGCGCCGAACGACAGCGUUUACAUGAUGAGCGGCGUGUUGAUCGCCAUGCUUUUAGUCGCCGUCAUCAUCGUCCUCCUCGCUGUCACCAUCAGCAAGCUGAGGAAACGAGGCGACGUCGAGCCUGCCGAGUCGCACCACCGGCCAUCCGCCCCAUCCCCUGUGCAACAACACCAACAGCAGCAGCAUUCACCCCUUCCAUGCACCACCCCGACCCUGGUCACGCUGGCCGAGCCUCCCAUGAGCAAUUUGUACGAACCCACCACCGCCUGGAAUUACCCAGCGGCCCACUUCCUCUACUCCACUACUGAUCAGGAGACGACAAUUACUCCCUUGGCCACCGAACAGCCUGGCUUCUGCAAAGGCGUGAGGAAAAACCUUGGCGGCAAGUGGAAAAGGCUGGUGCGGAGAAAAUCUGCCCAGGAUUGCCCUGUGAGCCGCGACCACCUCAAGCAGAUCUACGUCUACUGAGGAACUUGUUCCGAAUCAAAGUUCAAACACUCACGAGAGACUAAUUACCAGUGACGGCGAAAUAUUGCCGCUCUGGGAGCGCCACCCAGGGCCACUAGGAAGAGGCUGUAGAUGUAUAGAUUUGAGUGUGAUUAAUGGUCUCUGCGGGUAUUCUGCUGUUGUUCCUAAAUUGUGUGAAAAAGAUGCUAUAAUUAUAUGAUCGAUUACAAGGUGUUGUUGACCAUUUCAUUUGGCUCAUAUUGAGCUAUGUAGGCUUAAAAAUAAAACGAGAAAGUACUGCUCUUCAA
Messenger RNA from Neocloeon triangulifer, 1030 nucleotides. RefSeq lists its product as uncharacterized. The record is from RefSeq and is a predicted model, not a curated record. The coding region runs from base 54 to 743 and encodes 229 amino acids. The transcript is spliced from 6 exons. Lineage: Eukaryota; Metazoa; Arthropoda; Insecta; Ephemeroptera; Baetidae.